Messenger RNA from Meira miltonrushii, 4293 nucleotides. RefSeq lists its product as uncharacterized. NCBI's taxonomy places the organism in Eukaryota, Fungi, Basidiomycota, Exobasidiomycetes, Exobasidiales, Brachybasidiaceae. The transcript has a single exon. Bases 46 to 3900 code for a protein of 1284 amino acids. The record is from RefSeq and is a predicted model, not a curated record. Gene Ontology annotation, biological process: mitotic sister chromatid biorientation; mitotic spindle assembly checkpoint signaling; protein localization to kinetochore.
GAGUAAAGUGAAGGGUGAUAGGCAGUCAACCCACUUUCGCUCACCAUGGACAGCCCUCGUCGUUCACCGAGGAUCUCUGCACGGACAUCACUCGAAGCACAGCAAAGAUCCGAAAACACACCUACGUCAUCACCUUUAGCAGCUCGAUCUCCGGCUCGUCAAAAUAGGCAACCUACACAAACACACCUGAGCGUACCAAGUCGCCAUCCUGACCCAAUACCAAACAAAUCACGAGCAUCAACUAGUAAUGUGACUCUGAAUAUGAGCACAAGGCCUACCGAAUCGCCAAGCAAAAGGAUCAAAGUAGCCAGAAGAGCAUAUAGUGUAGGAGGUGUGGCUACACAAAAGCUACGUGAUCCAAACAACCUCUCAGUCCCAAGUAGAAGGAAUGUACCUGGUCCACGUAAAUCCGCCAUUCGUGCGUUACCUCCACAAGUUUUUGCAAGUCCAUCUGAAGUCUCUCCUAGACCUUCUAUACGUCCUUUAUUCUCUCGAAAGAGUUUAGGAUUAGAAGCUUUUGGCGGAUCAGAUUUGAUGGGAUUGAUGGAGAGUAUUGGAAUCAUCAAAUCACAACAACGCGAAACCAAUGAAGAGGACAGUGAGAAGAGUAAAGGUAAACAAACACGUAAAAGUGAGCCAGCAGGUGUAGGAGCAGAUAUACAAGACGAUUCUGAUGAAGUAAAAAAGCAACAAGAAGAGCAGGCAGACUUGACUCGCAAAAAGAGAAGGGUAACUUUCAAUCCAUACCAAGAAAAGACUAAUUUUGAAAAAGAUGAGCCAACGAUGCGUAUCAGACCGGCAACUGAAUUAGAUCAAGUAUUGGAGACCUCAAACUCGGAUGGCUCAGCAUCGCCUUCUCAAAGUUCCAGUGCAUCGACAUCUUCGAGUGAUAUGUCUAUAGACAGUGAAAGCGAAAACGAAGACGGUGAACCUCAGCUUACCGGGGAGGAAAUGGACGAUGAAGAGGAUUUCGAGAGCGAAGCAGAAGUUGAAGGUGAAUUGGAGGAGAAUGAACGAUAUAAUGAAAAUAUGGCAGAUGUGGAAAAUGCUUCACGAUACGAUGAAAGUGCUAUGGAUAUGACUGCAGCUUAUGGUGGAAUGCAAGAUGCUACUGUGACGGGAAUAGCACAUGGUUUCACUGAUGAUGAUGAUUCUAUGUCUAUGCAAGAUUCGUCAUCUGUUGGAGAAGUCUCGUCUGUUCUGGAUGAUAUGACAGUCACUAUGCAAUUAACGGAGAUGCAUGACUCACAUAAUGACCCGACAUCUCAAACGCAUACCAUGCAAGAAAUGGAAGAUGAAGAAUUCUUGGAUGAAGAUGAUAUCGAGACUCAAUUAAGUCAACAGAACAACCCUGCUCCUGCCGAUGUGGAAGAAGAAGUGGAUAUGGAAUUAACAGAAAUUGAAGAUGACAACAAGUCAGAAAUUGAAAGUGUCAAGGAAGAAUCAGGGUCAGAGAUGGACAUGAACAUGUCGCCUGAGCAAUCCAUCAAGACUGCUCCUCCCGUUCAUCCAAAAGCAGCUUCGCCUGUUCUCGAGCGGUCACCAUUGCGUUCACGAAAAAUCCCUAAUGCUCGAGUGAGCAAUUUGUCUGAGUCGCCCAAACUUCAAGUAAGACAAUCGAUUGCGAACGAAAACGGAGAUGUAGUCAAACCGAUCGAAAAAUCACCCACAUCACCUCAACGUCGUCAGAGCAUGCUUGAAAGAAGGACAAGUGAUUCUCCCCGUCGUGGACAUGAACAUUGCCAUAUCCCUGCUGCUGAUUCGCCCAAGCCUCGUGUGAGUGCUGCUACUCUGCGAGUUCGAGCAAGACGAGAAGCAUCUCAAAGCCCAACGAAAAAUCCGGAAAUCUCAAUGCGAACCUCGAUUGGAAAACGACCUUCUUCACCGGACAAGAUGCCGUUCCGCUCCUCUUCAUCCUCUUCACCGCGGAAAUCUUUCAAGACUGAACGCUCACAAGAUGUCACUGAAGCCAAAACAAGCAUGGCUAGACCUUCGAUGCAGGAUAUACCCGCAAGCCCUUCGCCUAAAUAUCAAGCAAGGCAUACUUCACCCUCAUCCACUUCUCCACGGAAAAGUGUUGGUAUGCCAUCUUCGCCGAGGCGAAGUACAGGUCCUGCCUCACCAUUAAGGUCUCCUGGCUCACCCAGUCGAACUUGGCAAAAUUUCCGAGAAGGUCAACAAGAGCCAAGCACGCCAAAAUCACCGGCAAAACGUAUAAGUAUGGCUAAGGAUGAUUCGGUUGCUUUUACAUUUGGUUCACCGCAAAGGAUUGCUCUACCUUCACCUGCCGUACAACGAGAAGCUGGUAGACCGUUGACUGUUUCCAAUAACACACCUGCAAGAGCUGCUAGAUCACUUACAAGAGCAGACUCAUCGCCUAUCACAAAGGGAGAAGAACAGAUAGACUCUGAAGCGGCAGACAGAUGGACGAUGAAACGAUUCUUUGAUAUGCUAGAAAUCGGCUUUUUGGACUUGACGAUGCCGUCAAAGCGCAGGAUUGAAAAUAAUGUUGAAGCAACACAUGAAGCACCUUCGAUGGUUGCCAAGAUCCGAGCAGCAUGUUCGACUGUCCCAAAUCUUGACAGUUUGAUCAGUGCAUGCAAAGAAUUAAAGAGCAGCGUGGAAGAAGGAAGAUCGAUGUUGGACGAAACUGAACGAGAAUUUUAUGAAAAUCCACCUUCUUAUGUUGCUGAAGUGUUGGCAAUCAAAUCAACUUCUGAUCGUCAAAAAGCCAUUUCAUCUUUCAAGAUUCAAAAAUCUGCCGCUAGAGCGAUCGCAUUGAAGGCUUAUUAUGGAUGGCGAACUGACAAGCAAUUUGAUGAUCCUGCGUUGUUGGAGAUGGAAAAGAUGAAAUCAGGUCUAGAGCAGGACCUCGUCACUAUGAAAGAUGCAAGCGAGGCAGUGAGCCAAUUCGCUUUGCCGAAACUACGAUCUCAAGCUAAAUCAUUGGAACAAAAUCUGACAAAGACCCGUAAGAGACAACGAGAGAUUGAUGAUUGGGAUGUAGAAGAAAUGCGUGCAAUGCACUCUGCAAUGCAAGAACAAAAUGCAAUCUUGGAAGAACAAAGAGCGAUGCAUUCCGAAACAAAGGAGCAACUGAACAGAUUACAAGCACGUCUCGAUGAACUAAAUCAACGUAAAGAGAAUGCCGAAGAGGCAAUUUCACUUGCACAUGCUUCUUCUGCUGCUAUUCACUCUUCCACACGAACUGAAGCGAAUCGAUUGGCCAAACAUCUUGAUCAAAUUGAAUCGCUUCAUUUGUGGAACGUGCAUUCGGCAACGAUGAAUGCGAUCGAAAUGACAUUCAACGGAAAUGAGAUUUCAGUAAAGAUGAACCUCUCCAAAGCGCCUUCUGCUGGAACAGUAAAAGAGGUUGAAUUGAGAUUGCACAACGAUGGAGUUGUGGAAAGGAUGGCUAUUGAUGCUAUACAUCAACAGCUUGAUAUGCGUCUAGAAUCUCAAACUGUAAAACCAACGGAGGUCGUCCGUCUCAUCUCAACUGCAUGGACACGUGUUCGUUCUUUCUCUACCGUCUUUGCCCAACUUCAAGCCCACUAUCCAAGUUCCAUCGUCAGCACUUCCGGUCAAGGUGAAGGCAAGGUCAAAAGUCCCACUAUGGUCAUUCAAUCAAUGAUCUUGUUCAAUACAUUGCGAACAAAGAUUUUGGUCAAAGCUCGUUGCUCUACUUCUGAUUUGUUCAACCUUCGUCGACCUUUGUUCAUGCCGGAAGAUAUCGAUUGUCAAUGUGUGUAUGGUCGCUCCGGUGCUGCAUCUGCAUUGAACGCUCGUAUUUGUGAUGCUCUUCUGGGAAGCGCUGUAAAUGAUGACCACACUGAAAACGCCUCCAGUAACCUCUGUCAUGCUAUUUUGACUGCUGCUACAACGAUGAAUGAUCUCUGAUCGGACAUCAUGAUUUUCUCAAAUAUCAUUUUUAUACCUUUUUGGAUGUACUAUCUUUCCUGUACUUUACUUUAUGCUAAUGGAUUUGCAAAGCCCAAAAAGAAAUUGACUGUUGAAAGUUACAUUACAUGAUCCCUAAACAUGGGAAAUAAAAGCCCUGAAGCAGCAUUAUGUUACAGAUCUGAGAGAAAGGGAAAUGGGAAAUAUGUUACGUAAAGUUGAAAGUGCUGUUGAUGCAUGAGAUAGUAGCAUUAAGUGUUGAAACGUUUACAUCUUUUGCGUUCAGGGUUGAGCCCGAGUUGCAAAAGACGUAGGGUGGGGAUAUGGUAGUGUAGAAUCUGUGGUAGAAAAGACAAUCUGUCAGCAUGCUUGUUCAAACAAACAACAAAACAA